Saccharomyces mikatae IFO 1815 is the source of this 1062-nucleotide messenger RNA. It is a transcript of the gene RFC2, whose product is annotated as replication factor C subunit 2. Gene Ontology annotation, molecular function: DNA clamp loader activity; ATP binding; DNA binding. The transcript has a single exon. Gene Ontology annotation, biological process: DNA repair; DNA-templated DNA replication. NCBI's taxonomy places the organism in Eukaryota, Fungi, Ascomycota, Saccharomycetes, Saccharomycetales, Saccharomycetaceae. The record is from RefSeq and is a predicted model, not a curated record. Bases 1 to 1062 code for a protein of 353 amino acids. Gene Ontology annotation, cellular component: DNA replication factor C complex; nucleus.
AUGUUUGAAGGGUUUGGUCCAAAUAAGAAACGUAAAACGUCGAAGUUAGCCACAGAGCAAUCUUUAGCACAACAACCUUGGGUUGAAAAAUACAGGCCUAAAAACCUAGAUGAAGUGACAGCUCAGGAUCAUGCGGUUACAGUUUUGAAAAAAACCUUAAAGUCAGCUAACCUACCACAUAUGUUGUUUUAUGGCCCCCCAGGAACAGGUAAAACGUCCACCAUAUUAGCACUGACUAAAGAACUAUAUGGUCCAGAAUUGAUGAAGUCAAGAAUACUAGAAUUGAAUGCUUCUGACGAACGUGGUAUCUCUAUUGUGAGAGAGAAAGUAAAAAACUUCGCAAGAUUGACAGUAUCUAAGCCUAGCAAACAUGACUUGGAGAACUAUCCAUGUCCACCAUAUAAGAUAAUUAUCCUUGAUGAAGCCGAUUCAAUGACAGCUGACGCACAAAGUGCACUGCGUAGAACUAUGGAAACAUAUUCAGGUGUAACGAGGUUCUGUUUGAUUUGUAAUUAUGUCACAAGAAUUAUUGACCCGUUAGCAUCACGUUGUUCCAAAUUUAGAUUCAAAGCUCUAGAUGCAAACAACGCCAUUGACCGUUUAAGAUACAUCAGCGAGCAAGAAAAUGUUAACUGUGAAGACGGAGUACUGGAAGGAAUCUUGGACAUCUCAGCAGGUGACUUAAGGAGAGGUAUUACGUUAUUACAAUCUGCUUCCAAAAGAGCACAAUAUUUGGGCGAUGGUAAAAACAUAACUUCGGCACAAGUAGAAGAAUUAGCUGGCGUGGUACCUCAUGAAAUUCUAAUAGAAAUUAUUAAUAAAGUCAAAAGUGGUGAUUUUGAUGAAAUUAAUAAAUACGUGAAUACCUUCAUGAAGAGUGGUUGGUCUGCUGCUUCAGUAGUAAACCAAUUGCAUGAAUAUUACAUCACCAACGAUAGUUUUGAUACGAAUUUCAAGAAUCAAAUAUCAUGGUUACUGUUCACUACAGAUUCUAAGUUGAACAAUGGUACGAACGAGCACAUCCAAUUAUUGAACUUACUAGUUAAAAUAUCUCAACUCUAA